This is a messenger RNA of Eremothecium cymbalariae DBVPG#7215, 921 nucleotides long. It is a transcript of the gene ECM31, whose product is annotated as 3-methyl-2-oxobutanoate hydroxymethyltransferase. Gene Ontology annotation, molecular function: 3-methyl-2-oxobutanoate hydroxymethyltransferase activity; magnesium ion binding. Gene Ontology annotation, cellular component: mitochondrion. Gene Ontology annotation, biological process: pantothenate biosynthetic process. The record is from RefSeq and is a predicted model, not a curated record. NCBI's taxonomy places the organism in Eukaryota, Fungi, Ascomycota, Saccharomycetes, Saccharomycetales, Saccharomycetaceae. The coding region runs from base 1 to 921 and encodes 306 amino acids. The transcript has a single exon.
AUGAAGAGUGCCAUUUUGCGGGCUGCCGUUAAGCGAUGUUAUUCACUUCAAGUUGCAAAGCGUCAGAAAACAAUUCCUGACCUUUUGCAGAAAUACGACGCUAAGAGCCCUAUUUCCAUGAUCACAGCGUAUGACUAUAUAACUGCAACAUGGGCGCAAAAUGCUGGCACAGAUAUAAUAUUGGUCGGUGAUUCGCUUGCGAUGUCUACAUUGGGUCAUGAAUCGACUACAGAUCUUGAAUUCGAAGAGUUUAGAUACCAUUUAAAAUCAGUUUGCAAGGCUGAGGGAUCUGCAUUCAUAGUAUCAGAUGUACCAUACGGAAGUUUUGAAUCAAGUAUUGAAAAGGGUAUCCAAGCUGUUAUCGAUAUAAUGAAAACAUCUAGUAGAAUUGGGGCAGUUAAACUUGAAGUAGGGUCCCACGAGGAUGAUUACGGAUUGGAAUUGGCUAAGGAGAUAUGCAGAAGGGGUAUCCCACUUGUAGGUCAUGUUGGUUUGACUCCACAAAGGGUGCACAACAUGGGUGGUUUUAAAGUCCAGGGCUCUAAAAGUGUUAAACAAGCUUUAGCUGUUUAUCAGCGAGCCAAAGAUUUGCAAGAUGCUGGCUGCUUCUCCUUAGUUCUCGAAUGCGUGCCUCACCAAAUUGCUAAAGUCAUUACUGAAAAAUUAAGUAUUCCUACUAUUGGAAUUGGAGCAGGCCCUGGUACAAGUGGUCAGGUUCUGGUUGUUUCUGAUGUGCUGGGAAUGUUACCAGGAAGGAUACCUAAAUUUGUUAAUGCAUAUUCUAAUAUGAACGAGAUAGCUUUGAGUGCAAUUGAGAAGUAUAUAAACGAGAUGAAUACAUCAACUUUUCCUAAAAUCGGGGACCACACAUUUUCGGUCAAAGAUGAGCUAUUAGAAAAGUUUUUAAAGGGUAUUAAAUGA